AUGGCGACGAUUGUGAUUGGGGUGAACCCACGCACAGGGCAGCAGGAGCUGCGACAGGAGGAGGAAGGCGCACAGUAUGCAGCGCAGCUAACGGCUUCCACUUAUGGUGAUAUGCUUCAUGAUCAAGAACGCAAUGCCAUGUAUGAAGCGGCCAUCACGGCGAGUGUGAAGGCAAAAGGACAAGAUGCCGUUGUAUUGGAUAUUGGCACCGGCACGGGCCUUCUUGCGCUCAUGGCUGCCCGCGCAGGCGCACGCCACGUCUUUGCCUGCGAAGUGUUCCCUGCCAUGUGUGCAGUGGCCCGCGAGUGCAUCGCACCCAAUGGCAUGAACGACGUCAUCACCCUCAUCCAGAAGCGGUCUACCGACAUGACAGUUGGACCUGAAGGUGACAUGCCUUUGCGGGCUGAUAUUAUUGUGAUGGAGAUCUUCGACUCGGAACUGAUCGGCGAGGGUGUCCUUGGUACCAUGAAGCAUGCUUUGGAGCACCUCGCAAAGAGCGAUGUUACCGUCAUUCCUUCAGAGGCAACGGUGUACGCGCAGCUGUGCUGGAGCCCUACGCUCGAUGCCCUGCACCUUGUUGAUGGCGCCACCGUUGGCCGGCGCACACUCAAGAGUCGACCACAGGCACACGCCACGCCAUCGCCGCUUGAGUGUCACCUCGACACGCUUCUUUCAGACCGGACAAAUCUUUCAGAAGUGUCCCUUGUGAAAACCUUCGACUUUGCAGACGCGCGCACCCUUGAUUGGCCGGCGCAGCACACUGUCACCUUCGACCUCACACCUGAAGCUAAGACAUUCACGCAUGUCCGCGCACACAUGUGCUUUGCAGAGCGACACUGGCGGCAGCACUGGCAGCCGUGCGUGUACACACUGCCAUCACCAGCAGCGCUUACACCCCCAGCUGCGAGGCUAGCUGUCCGCCACGAUGAGUAUGCGUGGGCGUUUUCCCCGACCUCAGAUGGCCUUGAUGCACCACCUGAUCCGCUUGCUGCACCACUGCCCCGCCGCCGCCGCGCUGCCCUGCACGACGCGUCAUAUUGGCGGUGCUUUGAGCGUGCGCUUGAAGUUGCGCAUGCGCAGUUGCAACGACCUCUGCGCGUGCUGUGUGUUGGUGAUGCAUCUUUCCUGCCAGUUGUUGCCGCGCAGCUGGACGUCGUGCACCGCGUGUAUGUGCUCGAACAGAACUUCCUUGCUCGCGCGGUCACGAGCGUGUUCCCGGAUGAGGAUGCAGCCAAGGUGAAGGUGAUUCGCGCCUCCGCAGAGGACGUCAAUGUCUCCUUUUUGGACAAUGCACCAGCCGAUGUGCUGCUGGCAGAGCCAAGCUACCUCUUUGCAGACCUCCCCUGGCACACGAUUUGCUUCCUGUUUGAGCGGCUAGCGCUGCAAUCGUGCCUGACGGACGAUGCUGUCAUCAUCCCGAGUCGCUUCCAUCUCAUGGUGCAGCCGGCCGUGCUUCGUGACUACCACACACUCCGCCAGCCAGCCGACAAUGUAUCUGGGUUUGACCUGAGUGCGUACGAUCGAGCGUGUGCGCUUGCGUCGUGGGAAACGGUGUUUCUGCCCAACAAUGGGUACCGCCUGCUUGCCGCCCCGCGCUGCAUCCUUGACGUGGACCUCACCAGCCAAACCCCGCUCGACGCAGCUGGGGAGGCCAUGUGGCGCGCCGGCGGGAGGGAGCAGAGCAGCAGUGAUGGCGACGUGGCUGGCCAUGGCGGUGAAGCUGUUGCCAACUGCGUGCUUGCGUGGGUGGACUUCACACUGAUCAGCGAGAACACAUGUGAUGCUGCAGACACUACAUCUAUCAUCCGGGUAUCCAACGCGCCUGGUGCGCUGCGCUGCCACACGGCCGUGCAGGUGCUCGAGCGGCCGUGUGCAGACAGCGCCCCUGCCACCACAGAAGCAGCCAAGCAGCAGCAGCAGCAACAAACGAGCGAGGAGGUCCAAGAGAGCGCGCCUUGUUUACUGGGGGUCAAGGCAGUGUUUGAUCCCACGUCCGCAGCAGUCCACGUCAAUGCAGCCUGGAUGUGA
Messenger RNA from Salpingoeca rosetta, 2028 nucleotides. RefSeq lists its product as uncharacterized. The transcript is spliced from 15 exons. Bases 1 to 2028 code for a protein of 675 amino acids. NCBI's taxonomy places the organism in Eukaryota, Choanoflagellata, Craspedida, Salpingoecidae. Gene Ontology annotation, biological process: peptidyl-arginine methylation. Gene Ontology annotation, molecular function: protein-arginine N-methyltransferase activity. The record is from RefSeq and is a predicted model, not a curated record.